UCGAAACUUAAAAAUGCAUCCAUACUUUAAAAAACCUCUAGCUUGUGCAGUUGUGUUGCUAUUUAUAUUUAAGUUUAAACUGCUAUUUUUCCCAACAACAAAACCUCCGCACUCUUCUGAAUCCAAAACUCAAUCGAAGAACUCAAUUUUUGUUCUCAAAAUAAUCCUUAACCUAAUAUUUUUCUUUCUUAUUUACAAACCCUAAUCAAUAUUUAUUCUUUGAAAAAAACCCUAAUUUGAUUGAACCAUUGAAAGGUGAGUUUUCAGCUGAUCGUUUUUUUUUUCUCUCUCUCUCUCUCUCUCUCUCUCUUACUCACCUGUUCAAUUUCACCUCUUUUUCAUUGCAACGAUUUCAUUAUCAUCCAAAUCUACUUUAAUUGUUUAAAUUUAUCUAGUUCUAGUUGAAUUUGAUGAUAAAAAACUUGGAUUUUUGAGCAAAUAGGGUUUAGAAAGGGUUUAAGAUUGAGAUUUUAAUUUUUUAGGGUUUCUUGUGAUGAACUUAUUGAUAAAUCGAGAAAUGGAUGACUUAGAGAAAGCGAUUCUGAUUAGUUUUGAUGAAUCUGGGACUAUUAAUUCAGGUUUAAAGUCUCAAGCAAUUGAAUAUUGUCAACGGAUUAAAGAGAGUUCGACGAUUUGUAGUUUAUGUAUUGAGCGUUUGUUUACCAGUAAAUUAGUGCAAGUUCAAUUCUGGUGCUUGCAAUCUUUGCACGAUGCUGUUCAUGCUCGUUAUUCCACUUCCAUGAGCCCUGAGGAAAAGGAAUUUAUCCGAAAAUCGGUGUUUACAAUGAUGUGUUAUGAGGUAGUUGACGAUAAAAAUGCUGUAGUUAGGGUUUUAGAUAGCCCUGCUUUUAUAAAGAAUAAGCUUGCCCAAGUGUUGGUUACCUUGAUAUAUUUUGAAUAUCCCUUAAUUUGGUCUGGUGUUUUUGUUGAUUUCUUGCCUCACUUGAACAAAGGGGCAGUGGUUAUUGAUAUGUUUUGUAGAUUAUUGAUUGCUUUAGAUGAUGAAUUGAUUAGUUUAGACUAUCCACGCAAUGCCGAUGAUGUGGCAGUUGCGGGGCGAAUCAAGGAUGCCAUGAGGCAACAAUGUGUGUCUUUAAUAGUUAGAGCUUGGUAUGAAAUUGUUACUGCAUAUAAGAGUUCGGAUUCUGAGCUUUGUGCUAGUGUCUUGGAUUCAAUGAGGAGAUAUAUAUCUUGGAUCGACAUUAGUUUGAUUGCCAAUGCUACUUUUAUCCCAUUGUUGUUUGAGUUAAUGUUGGUUGAAGGGUUAUCUGAGCAACUUAGGAGUUCUGCGGCUGGUUGUGUAUUGGCUGUGGUUAUGAAGCGGAUGGAUCCACAGGCCAAGCUUACUUUACUAAAGAGUUUGCAGAUUAACCGUGUAUUUAGUUUGAUAAGUGAGGAUGCUGAUAUGGAUUUGGUCUCGAGUAUUGCCAAUUUGCUUACUGGUUAUGCGGCCGAGGUCCUGGAAUGUGCAAAGAGGCUGAAUUCUGAGGAAGGUAAACAGGUAUCGUCAGAGCUUUUGGAAGAGGUGUUGCCAUCAGUUUUUUAUGUGAUGCGAAAUUGUGAUAUAGAUACAACAUUUAGUACCGUCCAGUUUCUUUCUGGUUAUGUAGCUACUAUGAAGAAUCUUUCUCCAUUGACUGAAAAACAGCUGGUUCAUGUAAGUCAGAUUCUAGAAGUGAUUAGGGCACAAAUAUGUUAUGAUCCUAGUGAUCGUGAUCACCUUGAUGUGCUGGAUAAAUUUGGAAUAGAAGAAGAGGACAGGAUGCUUGAAUAUAGAAAGGAUUUAUUGGUUCUACUCCGGAAUGUUGGGCGUGUGGCACCUGAUGUGACUCAAUUGUUUAUCCGCAAUUCUCUGUAUAGUGCAGUUUCCUCAUCUUCUGAGCGAAAUGUAGAGGAGGUAGAAGCUUCCCUUUCGCUUCUGUAUGCACUUGGGGAGUCACUGAGUGAUGAUGCAAUGAGAACAGGGAGUGGGCAUCUAGGAGAGCUGCUUCUGAUGCUUUUAUCAACAAGGUUUCCGUGCCAUUCUAAUAGGUUGGUUGCUCUGACUUACCUGGAGACUAUUACUAGGUACAUGAAGUUUGUUCAGGAGAACACCCGGUACAUACACAUGGCCCUGGCUGCUUUUCUCGACGAAAGAGGUAUACACCACCCAAAUAUCAAUGUGAGUCGGAGGGCAAGUUAUCUCUUUAUGAGGGUCGUGAGGUUGCUGAAAUCAAAGCUGGUUCCUUUUAUUGAGACAAUUUUACAGAGCUUGCAAGAUGUGGUUGCUCGAUUUACCAGCACAGAUUUUUCUGCUAAAGAGAUGAUUGGAUCUGAAGAUGGAAGCCACAUUUUUGAGGCAAUUGGCAUUCUGAUUGGGAUGGAAGAUGUGCCCGUCGAGAAGCAAAAUGAUUACCUGUCCUCAUUACUCACACCUCUAUGCCAGCAGGUUGAGGCGUUGCUUGUGAAUGGGAAGAGACAAAACCCUGAAAGUUCUCCUGCGAUUAUAUUGAGCAUUCAGCAAAUCAUUAUGGCAAUCAAUGCACUUAGCAAGGGCUUUAGUGAACGCCUUGUAACUGCUAGCCGUCCUGCAAUAGGUCUUAUGUUUAAGCAGACAUUAGAUGUUUUACUUCAAAUCCUCGUUGUUUUCCCAAAAGUGGAGUCCUUGCGGAGUAAGGUCACAUCAUUUAUUCAUCGCAUGGUUGAAACAUUGGGUGUUUCCGUGUUUCCCUACUUACCGAAGGCAUUGGAGCCGCUGCUUGCAGAAAUUGAGCCGAAGGAGUUGGUUGGAGUUCUUGUUUUACUAAAUCAGCUCAUAUGCAAAUUCAGCACCUCAGUUCAUGAAAUACUCGAUGAAGUAUUUCCUGCUAUUGUGAGUCGUAUAUUUUCUAUUCUUCCGCAAGAUGGAUUUCCUUGUGGACCAGGGAGCAAUACUGAGGAAGUUCGUGAAUUGCAGGAACUCCAGCGAAUAUUGUACACAUUUCUGAAUGUCAUAGCCACACAUGAUCUGUCUUCAGUUUUCCUCUCUCUGAAAAGCAGAGCUUAUUUAGAUCCAAUAAUCCAGUUACUAAUGUAUUCAUCUUGUCACAAUAAGGAUAUUACUGUGAGGAAGGCAUGUGUACAGAUUUUUGUCCGAUUAAUCAAAGAUUGGUGUGCUGGUCCUUAUGGAGAAGAGAAGGUUCCUGGAUUUCAGUCUUUUAUAAUGGAAACCUUUGCGGUGAAUUGUUGCCUGUACAGCGUAUUGGACAAGUCUUUUGAGUUUCGUGAUGCAAAUUCAUUCCUCCGUAUUCAAAUGGUUGCUAUGUUUCUCUGACACAAAAUAAGAAAUGAAAAUUUGGAAUUGCCAUGUGGUUAAGUGAGGAGGUGAUCUUCAUUUCAAUUCAAAUGUUAAGAGAAAGAGGGGGUUCUACACCCAAAGGUACACAAUUAGGAAAUGUUGCAGCUUGCAACUUUUGAGAAAUUUUCCAAAUACUUGGAGUAGCUUUCCCUCUGCCCUUCCAGUUGAAGUCAUAAGGUAAGCAAGCCUCUCUAGUGAGAGUUCAACAAUAGCUACCAAUAGAUAGAAUAUGUUUCAACUAUCAAAAUGCAUGGCAUCCGAGGAAGUACAUUUCAACUUCAUUUGUAAUUUGCUUUUGGCAAACUAGGCUGGACAAUAAUAGGACUAUGCUUUUGAGCCAUCUGCUUUGUAUUUGAGGCCAGAUUGGAUGGGGAAUUUGAUUGGGCCCUUGCCUGUUUAUUAUUAUUAGAGGAAGUAAUUCAUUGGUUGUCUUUUCAAGGGAUACUUGUAAUAAUUUUUGCUUUUGCUUUGGUAUAAAAGAGUGUCACAAUUUUAAGCUCUGAUGUGUAUAUUCCAGCAUUAUAUUUUGUUCUACUCCUGAAAUAUCUUUCAAGAUUUUUUGCUUUAGGUUUUCAGCCUUUUUGUACAUUUAGGAAUAACAGUGUUUUGUUUUGGGAGGUUAACUGAAGAUUAACAAUACUUAUGUUGUAAAUGACCAUCAACCUGUAACUUUCAUAAUGUUUCAGGGCAGAUCUAGUUUAUUAAAUCUUUAGAUAAUCAUUGGGAAAGCUGCCACAAAGUUCUGUGAAGCUUGAAGGGCUUGUCUGGAGACCAGAUUAUUGUUAGUUUCAGAUAGUGUAAUGUGCAUGCUUUCCUUCCUCUCUUCUCAAUGAGGGAUGCAGAUGUAGGAAGAGAAGUUUUAUCACAAAGAUAUAAGAGAAUUUCAGUAGUACAUAUAAUUCAUUGGCUUUUCAGGAAAGUUGUUAAAUAAUGUGGUAUCUGAAAAGAAUACAUGUUUUUGUAGAAAACACUCAAUGUCUAUAUUUUCACGCAUCCAUUUACCAUUUAAGUAAACAAUAAGUGGCAUCAGGCAGGAAUGAAAAAUAUGAAAGAAAAUUCGUGAAUGAAAUGAAGUUUCCUACCAUGUCCAUUGGGAUGUGACUUUACUUCCAACAUUACACAACAAAAUGUUUCCAUUACCACCGUUUAUGGAUAGCUACCAAACAGGUCACAUAGUAAAUCCAUAGAACUUGAAAACUUGGUGCUUCUAAUCAAAUGAUCAAACGUAUGAGUUUUGUGCAGCUUGUAUUCCUAAUACUUGCCGUCUCAUUCAUU
Molecule: messenger RNA, 4591 nt
Organism: Amaranthus tricolor (Joseph's coat)
Lineage: Eukaryota; Viridiplantae; Streptophyta; Magnoliopsida; Caryophyllales; Amaranthaceae
Product: exportin-T
Exons: 12
Coding region: 494-3292 (932 amino acids)
Biological process (GO): tRNA re-export from nucleus
Cellular component (GO): nuclear pore; nuclear matrix; cytoplasm
Molecular function (GO): small GTPase binding; tRNA binding
Source: RefSeq, a predicted model, not a curated record